Molecule: messenger RNA, 5209 nt
Organism: Neoarius graeffei (lesser salmon catfish)
Lineage: Eukaryota; Metazoa; Chordata; Actinopteri; Siluriformes; Ariidae
Exons: 2
Coding region: 1767-4511 (914 amino acids)
Biological process (GO): DNA integration; proteolysis
Molecular function (GO): aspartic-type endopeptidase activity; RNA-DNA hybrid ribonuclease activity; nucleic acid binding
Source: RefSeq, a predicted model, not a curated record
UCAUGUGGUUCGCUCUCUUCUUGUCCUCGGAGAUCUCCUGGUAACGCAUCUGAACAGCACGCAGCGCAAUCCUAACAAUUUGGUGACCCCGACGUGAUACUCUCAAUCAGGUAAGACAUGUUUGAUUGACUACCUGGUUGGAAGUAGUUCCGUAGUGCCCUAAGGAGGGCUUUGUUUUCCCUGGUUCGAGUCCAGGAAGAGCGCGCUAUAGAAAUUUGUGUAGCGCCCUAAGGAGGGCUUUGUUUUCCCUGGUUCGAGUCCAGGAAGAGCGCGCUAUAGAAAUUUAGAUAAAUAUCUGCUGUUUGUUUCUGUUCAGAUCCGUUUGCUUUACUGUACGAUGGGGGGCUCGUAUCCUAAACCUGAGGUCACAGACACCCCGGCGGAAUGGAUGAAUAAGUGUGGUUUAGGCUAUUACGUUACGCCGUGGCUGGACAAUUUGGCUGGGUGGACGGAGGCAAAUCCUCAGAUUCCAUCGUAUCCCGUGAUGGGACGUUUAAUCCAGGCUUCCUUGCUUCAGCGCACCGUAUGAUUUAUGAAAGCUUAGGCGAUCCGGAUUGGGACCGCCCUUAUAUGCGCGCAGGGUAUGAUAAAUGGUUUGACAUGAAGAAGGUAUGGGAUAAAUCAAAGGGUGUUUACACCCCGAGACCUGUUUUAAAGGCUAUUCCAAAACCAAAACUUUCUCAGUCAACCUCCCAUGUAAAAGCGAGGGAGGAAUAGUUACGUCCCACUCAUUCCUCAUCUCAUAUACAUGUCCAGUAAAUUUGUUAGCACAUGAUUUAAUGUGCAAAUUAGAAGUAAAUCUCACAUCCACUCUAGAUGGACUAACUAUUGAAGUAAGUGAAAUGUGCGGUGUGCAGUAUGGGUUUGGAAGCCCUCUGUAUGUGUAUGUCUGGCAGCUCUGUUCAGAUCAGCUCGCACACUUGAACACCUCAUCAGUUGACACAGAUCAUAUGAUGAGGAGCGUUUGCUCGAAAUAGUCGAUGUGUUGCAACCUAGAAAUGACGUCGCUAUGAAUAUAAAGGAAGAAAUAGCUCCGGCUCAGGAAGGUGGCCGUCCGCGUCAGCGCACCGUGUCGACAUUUUUUUUGGAGGGACACACCGAAUGCUUUGCAGCUCCUGCGUGAGCAGUUAACUAGGUAUUUACUGGCUAUGAAACAAGCGAACCGUGAUCUGUCGCAGGUUACUAACUGUAAACAGGAAAAGUCAGAAGUGACGUCGGCCUUUUGGAAACGUUUUGGUGAAGUUUGGCAGCACCUGGGUGGGUUAGAAUUGGACAUGACUCAACCCAAUCCAAUGUUCCUGUCCACCUUUUUAUCUAACUGCCGCCCUGAGGUUCAGAACGUUUUGAAACAUCACUUGAGCGAUAGGACUCAUUUGGUCCUUCGCCAGGCGGGUGAACGGUUGAGGACAAUGGAAAGUGAUGGGUUGUUAGAUUGUAAGACUAAUAAAGCAUGUUUAUCUGUGGCCCCACAGGGCCCCGGGUUGUAUCGUCAUAAUAAUGACAAAACACGCACCGGGCCUCGCACAUGGUCGGGUGGGAACCGGAAGAAAACAGGCAGGUGCCACUAUUGUGGAAAGGAGGGCCACUGGAUGAGGGAAUGCCAUGCGCGGCGGAGGGAUGAGCAGAGUAGGACGGGAGAAUUAGGGGAUGUGUUGCAAGGCCAGAAUCCCGGACCUAAGGGCUAUCGGCAGAAUAACGGACAGGACCAGCGCUAUCACGCCCCGCUAUAGGGCUGCCCCCAGGGUACGGAAUCCACAGCCGUUGCCAUGUUAAAUCUCUCUUUUAGCUCUCCUCGUAACGCAGAGCUCCCUCUUGUGCCUCUGUGUUUGGCAGGAAGGGAGUAUCCGUUUAUACUUGAUACUGGGGCCACUAUGUCCUCAGUAGGGAGGGAUUAUGAGGGUCCUUUAUCUACACGGUUUGUUAGCUCUGUGGGGAUAGAAGGGGUUCCUUUUGACUCUAGUUGUACACCACCCUUACCUGUCAUCUGCACUCUGGACCCUUCAUUGCGUUUUUCACACUCUUUCAUUUUUAUGCCAGAGUGCCCUUUUAAUCUUUUAGGUCGCGACCUCAUGAGUCUUCUCGGACUCUCGAUCUCCUUUAGCGGCUCACACAUGAUUGUUGAUACUCCGGACGGUGCUCCGCCUGAUGUUUUUGCCUUAUCCAGUUCUGUGCUGCCACAUAACAUUCUGAACGCUGCUUGUACGUCCCAAGCUCUUUCCCCUGUUCUCUCUGCUCUUCCUAACACCCUGUGGGCGGAUCAUAAGGACGAUGUGGGCUCUGUGAGCUGCUCUCCGUAUGAAGCUGUUAUUAAACACUCUACACCUGUUUAUGUUAAACAAUACCCUCUGUCUCCUAGUAAGCUCGAUGGUAUUGACAAUAUUCUACAAUCUCUUUUGCAGCAAGGUGUCGUGGUUCCUUGUGUCAGCCCGUAUAACACCCCAGUGAACCCGGUCCCAAAACCGGAUGGCACAUGGCGCCUCACUCAAGAUCUACGUAAAAUAAAUGAACUCAUCGUUCCCGUGGCUCCAGUGGUCCCUGACGUUCCUUCUCUUAUGUCUUCUAUUCCGUGUGACCAUGCUUAUUUCUCUGUGAUUGAUUUGUGCUCUGCCUUUUUCAGUGUUCCUGUGGGCCAUGAGACUCAGCCCCUGUUUGCUUUCACACACAGGGGAAGACAAUACACGUGGACGCGGUUGCCACAGGGUUUCAUUGACUCACCGGCGGUCUUCACUGCCGUAUUGCGGGACGCGCUGGCUGAUCUCUGUCUUCCCCGGGGCUCCACGGUGCUCCAGUACGCGGAUGAUCUCCUGGUAACGGCGGAGGAUCAAGACGCUUGUGCUGCCGCCACAUUGUCUCUCCUCACACUCCUGGCGCAGAAGGGUUUCAAGGUCUCCCGCACGAAGUUGCAGUUUUGCCUCACAACUGUUCGCUACUUGGGACAUGACCUCUCCCAGGGUUCCAGGAGGCUUAGCCCGGAACGCGUUCAAGUCAUUAUGGACACUCAGGCUGCGGAGCUCUAUGCUUUGACUCGCGCGUGUAUUUUGGCUCAAGACACAGACGUUACUAUUUACACCGACUCACGCUACGCUUUCAGCGUGGCGCACGACUUCGGCCGCAUUUGGGCGUCUCGGGGGUUUACGACAGCCGACGGUAAGCCCAUUUCUCAUUCUUCACUUGUUACUGAUUUAAUCACCGCCUGUCUCCUUCCGUGCACGUUGGCCAUUGUUAAGACACGCGCGCACACAAGAGGGGACUCAUUUGAAGUAAAGGGCAAUUCAUUCGCUGAUCGAGUCGCUAAAGCUGCAGCCGCAUCCGGUGUCCUGCCUCCAGGCUUUAAUUGCGCUUUAGUUUCUACUGAUCGCAUGGUUAGCGCUGUCUUACCUGACAUAGAUCUCAUUUCUAUCCAGGCCUCGGCCUCUGUGGCAGAUACGCAGUUCUGGGACGCCCAGGGCGCGACAGAGAAGAGUGGCGUUUUGCUUGACGCACAGGGCCGUCUUUGUUUACCUCGUCACUGUACUCCCUUUCUCGUCCGCGAGUUCCAUGGUCCCACUCAUCGCGGCCGAAGAGGGGUAGUGGAGGAUAUGAACAGAACAUUCUGCAUCAAUAAUUUGCACACAGACGCACACAACAUUCUGGACAAGUGUUUAACGUGCGCCCAGAAUAAUCUAUCUAAACCAGGCGCGGUACAUCAGCACCUUCCCAUACCCGACACGCCUUUCCAAGAAUGGCAGAUCGACUUCACUCACAUGCCAAAGCAGGGCCCGUUCAAAUACCUUUUGGUCAUGAUUGACAAAUUUUCACGGUGGAUUGAGGCUUUCCCGUGUAGCAAAGAGAACGCCCGAACAGCAGUGAACAAACUUGCACAGGAAAUUAUCCCACGUUACGGUCUUCCGGUAGGAAUUGACUCUGAUAAGGGAACGCCGUUCACCUCUAAGGUAACGCAGGAGCUAUGUAAAGACCUCAAGAUCAAUUGGCGUUUUCAUAUCCCAUACCAUCCACAGUCCUCUGGCAUUGUGGAGCGCGCGAAUAGAACAAUUAAGGGUAAGUUGCGUAAGGCUAUGCAAGACGCAGGCACGAAAAAUUGGGUCCAAGUUUUACCGUUGGUCCUCGCUGAUAUGCGCAUGACUGCUCAGGUCGCUCUCGAUAAUUUAUCUCCGUACGAGCUCGUCAUGGGACGCCCCUUUCCUGUCCCUUGGCGUAGAGGCAUGCAGGUUAUAGGAACGGGUGAUCUUGAAGUACAUCUCAGCGAGUACGCGGUGGGUCUCAUGCGGGUGCUGGAUGAGUAUUGGGCGAGAGUAAAUUCCAAAAAGCCUCCCAUUCCAGAGGCACACACUCACCCCUUUGAGGUAGGGGACAGAGUUUUAGUAAAGAGAUUCGCUAAACUAAACGCUCCCAUGGAGGAGUCACCCUACAGUGGGCCCACCGAUGUACUCGCUGUAACUCGCACGGCUGUACUAACGGACCUUUUUCCACAGUGGAUCCAUGCCAGCAGAAUAAAGAAGGCUCCAAUGUAAUAGAAAUCUAUAUUGUUGAUGCUUAACAGACUUUUGUGUUUCAGAAAGUUGCUGUGACAAUAGCUGACGGCCUUUUCAGGGAUCCCCUUCCAGCAUCUGGAGCAAUCCAGUUUCGGCUGAUCUACAAAGAGGGGAUGGUUGGUGAGUCUUGCAAAGUUCUGGGCUGAAGAGUCUGAAAAGCACGGGAGCCUGUGACAUUUUUCGCCGUCUGCACCCUGUGAGCAUUAGAGAACAAAGUCAGUGACCAGUAUGACUUUCUUCAUCAUCGUGCUGAUCUCAACGCUUGGGGCAGGGUUACCCGCACAAGCAAUACACCGGGACCCAAGGGAUAACGAGUUUUGGAAAUGUAUAAACUUCACUGUAAAAACAUCAAUGAAUAUGAGUAAACCUUGUUAUGUGUGUUCUUUGUUACCCCAUGACAGCAGCGAUCCUUUUCCGGUCCGAAUAGCCCCGUCUAACUACUCUGAGGUUAAUAUGACAUGGCUCAGCCUGUGGCCCUCGUAUACUCAAACUAAGGUUUUCCUGACAGACAAUACAGACCCAGAGGUAAGGUUGUCAAUACACUGGGGUGUGAAUAAUACUCUGGGCUUGCGUCAGAGUAUUAAAGAGGGGAUUGUAAGAAUAUAAUCCUGAAUACUCCUAAACCUACUCUUGUAAAUGCGUGGCCCAAGGGUGACUGUCGUGUAGUGUAGCAGUUU